ACUCAGGUGAGUAACUUAAGAUUCCCUGGGUUCCAUUUCCAGUACUUUAAAAAAAUUUAAAGAAGAAAAAGCCGGUGCACACGUGGUGCACAUGCCUGUGAUCCCAGCACUUACCAGGCUGAGGCAGAAGGAUCCUGUUGAGUUCGAGGCUCGCGGGGUGGGGUGCUGGAAGCGAUCACAGCCCAAUAUGCAGACUGGCAGACCAAGACUCAGAGAGGGGCAGCCAGGGCCGUGGAGAUCGUGGGUGGCCGGGAGGCGCGACCCCACGCGCGGCCCUUCAUGGCAUCGCUACAGCUGAGCCGGACGCCAGGGAGCCACUUCUGCGGGGGGACCCUGAUCCACCCCAGCUUUGUGCUGACGGCCGCCCAGUGCCUGCAGGACAUCCCCGCCCACCUGGUGACCCUAGUGCUGGGCGCCCACGACCUGCAAAGCUCGGAGCCAGAGCAGCAGCGAUUCACCAUCAGCCAGGUGUUCUCCAAUAACUACGACCCGGAGGACAACCUCAACGACGUGCUGCUCCUACAGCUGGACCACCCGGCCUCCCUCGGCGCUGCAGUGGCGGAGGCCAGGCUCCCCCAGCAGAACCAGCCACUGUCCCAGGGCACCCGGUGCCUGGCCAUGGGCUGGGGCCGCCUGGGCACCCGCGCGCCGACGCCCCGCGUCCUGCAGGAGCUGAACGUGACCGUGGUCACCUUCCUGUGUCGGCCACACAACGUGUGCACGCUGGUGCCGCGGCGCAGCGCGGGGACCUGCUUCGGAGACUCAGGAGGCCCCCUAAUCUGCGACGGCGUCCUGCAGGGCGUGGACUCCUUCGUGAUCCGCGCGUCUGCCACGCGCCAGUUCCCAGACUUCUUCGCGCGGGUGUCGCUGUACACGGACUGGAUAAACUCAGUGCUGCGCACAGCCCGGGCCCGGGCCCCCGCGGGCGCCACCUGGCCCUAACGGGGACUUUGAACAGAGAGCACCUCCAGGGAGGAGGCUCCUUCCUUCCGGGCCCAGCGCUGUCCUCUGUCCGUGCGAAGUCAAUAAAGGUCGAAACCCCCACC
Heterocephalus glaber (naked mole-rat) is the source of this 1046-nucleotide messenger RNA. Its product is annotated as myeloblastin. NCBI's taxonomy places the organism in Eukaryota, Metazoa, Chordata, Mammalia, Rodentia, Bathyergidae. The record is from RefSeq and is a predicted model, not a curated record. Gene Ontology annotation, biological process: proteolysis. Gene Ontology annotation, molecular function: serine-type endopeptidase activity.